AUGGCGGACAACAUGAACUACCUUUACACCAUCGGUGGCUAUGCCGCUCUGAUUGGUAUCGGUUAUGUCGUUUACGUCUCGACUCAAAAGGACCGCAAGCGAACCGGCGCUCCUCUGGCCAAAACUCCCAAGGUCUUGCCAGCGGAGCCACGCAAAGAGGACAAGAAGAAGAAGCAACGCAUGGCGAGCUUUACUUCCGAGGCCCAGGGAUCCUCCAAGAAGGCAGCCAAGCCCAGAGCUAGUGCCGAGGUAGCCGAGCCCAACCCCUGGUUGAGCAACUCUCAGGACAACAGCAAGGAUGAUGUCGACAACAUCAAAUUUGCCAAACAGCUCGCCAAGGCACAGGAGGGCGCCAAGUUUGCUUCCAAGUCCGAGGGCGGAAAGCAGCGAGAGAAGUAUGUCAAACAGUCCCGUGCCAACCAGAUGGCUGGGAAGACAGAGGAGAAGGAAUCGGCUCCCUCAUCUACCACUGGCGCCGAUGCGGAUGACGACCAGUCACCCAUUACUUCCCCCGAGGUUGGCCCUACCGUUGCAGGCGAUGUCUCCGACAUGCUUGAGUCGGUUCCGGCCCGCCCCGCCGUUUUGCGGUUGACCGACACCGCCCCCAAGCAGCAGAAGCAGAAGGUUGCCAAGGCAGCUGAGCCUGUUGAGACCAAGAAGCAGCGCCAGAACCGAAAGAAGGCUGAGGCCGCCAAGGCUGCUCGCGAGGAGUCUGAGAAGGAGCGCAAGACGCUCGAAGAGAAGCAGCGACGGACAGCUCGUAUUGCUGAGGGCCGGGCCGCAAAGGAUGGUUCGCAAUUCAUGGCUGCCAAUGGGAGCAAGUCAUCUUGGACUGAGGGUGCCCCCAGCGCCAACAAGUCUGCCCCGGCUACCCAGACUAAUGGCUUCCACCAGCCGUUGGACACCUCUGAGCCAGUUUCUUCUUCUACCACCACCAAGCCGGCGGCUGCCGCUAAGUCGACUCAGGGUACCUGGGUUUCCUCUCUUCCUUCCGAGGAGGAGCAAAUGGAAAUGCUGAAGACGGAUGAGGAUGAGUGGAGCACUGUCAAGCCAAAGUCCAAGAAGGCGUCUAAGAAUGAGUCUUCUGUCGACUCUGGUGACGAGCCUCAGGUCCGCCCUACUAUUCAGCCCAAGCAGGCUGGGGCCACCACCAAGCCCGCCCCAUCCUUUGGAUCAUUCUCGGCGCUGAGCACUCAGGAUGGGCCUGCCGAUGAAGAAGAAGAGGAGGAGGAGUGGGAUGUCUAA
Molecule: messenger RNA, 1245 nt
Organism: Ilyonectria robusta
Lineage: Eukaryota; Fungi; Ascomycota; Sordariomycetes; Hypocreales; Nectriaceae
Exons: 1
Coding region: 1-1245 (414 amino acids)
Source: RefSeq, a predicted model, not a curated record